CACAAUGAGAGCAUUCGUCUGUGUGGUAUUUAAAACUUUAUUUAAUUAAAAUGGUGGAGAAAGAAAAGGAGGGGGAGACAAGUUAAAAGGGGCUCGGAUAGAGACUCACUGCAACAGUCGAUCGGUGAACAGCAAGAUCAAAUGUACGAGGAAAGCAUGAAUUACUACGUUCCGAUUCCAGAGGAUAAAUCGUGUGAGAGACCUACUUCAUCUCAUACCAUGAGACCUCGGUACACGCCUCGUAUAUUGGGAAGGAGGUUUGCACUGACAUCAACAGCUUUCAAAUAUCUGGAUAUUGGAAUUACCGUGGGACCUGUGUCCUCUGUAGAGCUGCUUAUUGGUGACAACCGAGGAAAUCAGAUAGUUCUGCCUUAUGCUACUUGGAAAGCGUUUAUCGAGAGACGUGCCGACAUCGAACAAUUGUUGCAGUCUGCUGAGAUAUCAUCGCUAAAGGUUCAUGAUUUGAUUGUGCAACUUGUAAAAAUGUACGAGUCGAAUACUUUUGGCCAGUGUAAGAAGCAUCACAGUCCAAACAAGAAAUUUUAUAUACCACGUCUUGGUGGCACAUAG
Wasmannia auropunctata (little fire ant) is the source of this 570-nucleotide messenger RNA. RefSeq lists its product as uncharacterized. NCBI's taxonomy places the organism in Eukaryota, Metazoa, Arthropoda, Insecta, Hymenoptera, Formicidae. Bases 142 to 570 code for a protein of 142 amino acids. The transcript has 3 exons. The record is from RefSeq and is a predicted model, not a curated record.